This is a messenger RNA of Malania oleifera, 1875 nucleotides long. RefSeq names its product trihelix transcription factor PTL-like. NCBI's taxonomy places the organism in Eukaryota, Viridiplantae, Streptophyta, Magnoliopsida, Santalales, Ximeniaceae. The transcript is spliced from 2 exons. The record is from RefSeq and is a predicted model, not a curated record. The annotation marks the transcript as partial.
CUUUCGUUUGCGUUUCAACUUAAUUUUGAAGCCACCCCAAUCAUAGACAUGGGAGAGCAGUACGGCCUGCCGGAUCUGCGGCAGUUCAUGGCAGGCGGGAGGACCCAUUUUCCGGCGGCCAUCCCAGUACACCCUCCUCCGGCGACCGAGUACCCGCCCCAACCGCAGCAGCACUACUACGAGAGCAGCCUUAUGGUGGGUCGCCAUCAUCAUCAUCAUCACGAGAUCAUUGAUCAUGAUCAGAGACCUACUCAUCAUCAUCAUCAUCAUCAUGAGGUUAACGUUCUUAUGCCUUCCGGGUUCACUCCCCCUCCUCCUGCCGCUGUCAAUUUCUGCGGGCUAAUGGAGAUGGAAGCCGGUAAUUGCACUACUACCACCACCACUAGCAGCACUGGAGGCGGCGGCGGAGCAGGCGGAGGAGGAGAUAUAAUUGGUGGCAACAGCAGCAGCAGCAGUAGAUGGCCGAGGCAGGAGACUCUCACUCUCCUUGACAUCAGAUCUCGCCUUGAUCCCAAGUUCAAGGAGGCUAAUCACAAAGGCCCCUUGUGGGAUGAAGUCUCCAGGAUAAUGCUAGAGGAGCAUGGGUACCAGAGGAGCGGCAAGAAAUGCAGAGAGAAGUUCGAGAACUUGUACAAGUACUACAAGAAGACCAAGGAAGGUAAAGCUGGAAGACAAGACGGGAAGCACUACAGGUUCUUUCGCCAGCUCGAAGCCCUCUAUGGCAAAACCAGCAACAUCAAUAUUCAAGCUUCGGUCUCGGACACCCAAUACAAUAUCACAAACUGCGAUCUUCUCUAUAAUCCAAGCAACAUCGCCGUUGACAAAUUAGCAAAUCUAGAUCAUCAGCACCAGCCCCUUCACCCCGACCACAAGCUCUGCGAGAGUCUCAGCUUCUCCAACUCCUCCGAUCACUUCGAGACCACUUCUAAUUCCUCAGAGAACAACGAAGAUGAUCUUUCCGCGAUUGCUCUCAUGAUGGACCACUCCGUGGAGAAGAAGAAGAGUUUCAAGAGAAGGGGGUGGAAGGCUAAGAUAAGGGAGUUUGUGGAAUCACACAUGAGAAAGUUGAUGGAGACUCAAGAUGUGUGGAUGGAGAAGAUGUUGAAGACCAUUGAGCACAAUGAGCAAGAGAGGUUGUGUAGAGAGGAGGAGUGGAGGAAGAUGGAGGCGGCGCGGAUCGACCGCGAGUACAAGUUCUGGGCGAAUGAGAGAGUGUGGGUCGAAGCCCGGGACGCGGCGUUGCUCGAGGUUUUGAAGAAGUUUACGGGUCACGAACUACAAGGGUUGUCGGUGCCGGAGUUGAAGAUAGAAGAAAGCGAUCGGUGUCGCGAGAAAAACGUGGAGGACGGCGCGAGUGAUGCGCCGGAAGAUAAGUCCAUGGACAGUACUAGGUGGCUGGAACCUGAGGUUUCAAGUUUGAUACAAAUAAGGACUAGCAUGGAGCCUAGGUUCCAAGAAAGUGGGUAUCUAAAGGAAGGCCUUUGGGAGGAGAUAUCAGCGAAAAUGGCGUGUUUAGGGUACGAUCGGAGCGCGAUCAAGUGCAAAGAGAAAUGGGAUAAUGUCAAUGUAUUCAUGAACAAGAGUACCACUGAGUGCAGUAACAAGAAGAGAAAAGAGAAUUUGAGGAUCAAUUCUUAUUUUCAGCAGCUUGAUCAGUCUCACAAUGGCCAUGAGAUCAAUGUGGAGGGUCUUCAUCGGACCGACGCGUCCGGCUAGGCGGUGUAGGAUAGCUGCUUUCAGAUUUUGAUGGAAGAAGGAGGUCACUUGUGGGAGAACUAUGGAGUGAAGUUCAACAAGGGGAAAAACCAGGAACCCUAAUUAAUAGUACUAAGGUUGUUCUGAUCAAUUAAUUAAUCUCCAUGAGUUGUACUACUA